UGCCCGGUCCUGGGCUGCGGUCAUCGCCAACCCCACCCCUCUGCCUUCGUCCGCUUCCACGCCCCCUCGCCUGAUGGCUCGCGUUUCGGCUGGCAUUGGUGCGCCGGAUGCGCGCCCGGAGGAGGAUUCCUGCAUCAUCCGCUCCUCGUUCAACCUCGACCGUGACAUGCUGGAGUGGGAGCAGACGACAGCCAUCGCCUGGGCCAUCAACGCGCCACGGCGCCUUGAGGCGCUUGACGUCGACCACGCCAUCCGGAAGCAGUUCCGCCUCAGCCACGCGGACGUCGCCGUUACUCCGUACCAUCCGGUGGAGUUCCUCGUCAAGUUCGAGCGCAAGGCUCACUGUGACGAGGCGCUCGCUGCUGGGUGGGUGCGCGCUGGCGGCGCCAUCGUCCACAUCCGGCCAUGGCGCCCGCUAGAGCGCGCCUUUAGCGCCGCCCUCAAUUUCCGGGUGUGGCUCUGCCUGGAGAACGUCCCCGACUACGCCUGGACUCCCUUCAUUGCCGAGCGCAUCAUCGGGCGCCGUUGCUCCCUCGACCGCCUUGAAGACCACUCCGCGCUUCGAACCAACUCCGAGACGCUCGACCUCUGGGCUUGGACUGCCGACCCCAACCUGAUCCCGAAGAUCAUCUGGCUCACGUUCACCACGCGCCCGUCCGGUGGCCUGCAAGUGUUCGUGAACGUCGCUAGGCCGUCAGGCUGCAAGGGCGGUGCCACUUUACGGGUGUUGGUGCACUUGGACUUGGUGGAAGACCACUCCAACGUGCCUCUAGAUUGCUACGUCUCUGACGGCCGCGCCGAGGCAUUUAGCCCUCCCUCUCUGCCCGUUGUCUGGCACAAGGGCUCCGUCGACGACGUCCCGCCCCCGCUCGGGGCUUCCCUCGCCCCGCUCGAUGUGCCUGGUGGCUCCAGGGCUGCUGCGCCGCGCCGACGUGACCGUGGCAAGGACGACCACCCCCGCCAGAUGCCAAGACUCCGCGACGACACCGAUGACUUCGACGACGGUUGGCACCGUGGCGCUGGCCGGGAUGGCCGCGGGCGUGCGAAUCGCUCCAACGACGCACCGCUGGAGCCGCGCCGGGAGCGAACCCGCUCCCCCCGACGCCGCGAUGGGGAAGCUGCGCGCCAUGGGAGGCGUCGGGCCGGGUCCCCGUGUGUCGGUGAGCUUCAGGGCGGGGCCCCGAUGCUGCCCCCUCGCCCUCUAGCCAGCUGCGCCCGCUGGCUGCCGUCGGGUCCACGGAGGUGCAGCGCCUCCCGCUCAUGGAGCACCUCCGCCUCCUUCGGGAGGAAGUGUCCGCUGCCAUCGAAGCUGCUCUCGCCCCCCUGCGCUCUGAGUUCGCCAUCCUGCGCCGGCGUAUCACGGGCUCCACUGUCAUGCGUGACCGUGGGCUUUCCCCCCUUGGCGCGUCGGAGGUUGCGGCCGGAGCGGCCUCGCCGCCGCUCGACCCCCUGCUGCCUCUGUCCAACUGCAUGGCCGGGCUUGCCCUCUCCCCUGUUGUGCGGCGCCUCGACGAACCGAUGAAUGAAGCCUGGUCCUUCUCUGCGUCGAGCCUUUCGCAGCCGGGCGAUGAAACCCCACCGACAGCUUCUCCCCCACUCCCUGUCAUUGCACGUCCGGCGGCUGUCGAGACGUCUGUUGCUUCCGUUCCGGCUGCUGCUGUCGUCCCCGUGCUGGACGCGGCCGCAGCACCGGUCUGCGAGGCCUCUGCUCCCUGUGGGGCGGCGGAUGCGCCUCCCAGCGACGCGCCAGACGCGAACAUGGUUGCCUCACCGCUCGAUCCUCCUGAGGGCGCUCAGGUGCUUCCGGCAGCUGUCGCUGAUGGUGUUGCUGCCCUUGCUCUGCUCACCAUGCAGGCCUCUGGCUCGGCCAUGCCGUGCGAGGCCCCUCUGGACCUCUUCCUCACCCCUAUGGCCGACGCGCCGCACGCUCCUUUGCUGCCUACCCCGGCGGCCCGCAAGGGCAGGGGCGGCAUGCCGGUCGCCACCACUCGGCGUAGUGCACGGCUGGACAAAAAGAAGACCAAGGCCCCGCCCGGUUCCGGCUUGGAGGCGGUCCAGGAGCUCAUCGCACGGGUCUGCGGCGUUCUGGACCCGUCCGUUGCCUACGACGACAAGGCCAAGAAAGCCUACCUCGACCUAUUCUCUACUCCACUUGCGGCCCCGGUGGUCCAGGCGAUCGCUGGGCUGGUGGCGCACGCCAAGAGCAUCUCGCAGAAGAAAGGAAAGAAGAGCAAGAAGGCCACCCUGGAGCUUGCAAACGUGCUUGCCCAAGCCAAUGUUGAGUAAAUCUGCCAUCUGUUUAGGCCCGAUCACUUCCCUGCGGGCUGAAAGUGUUAUACUCCUUUUUCUGCUAUUCGUCUUUCGACUUCGUCACCCUGAACCUCGACCCGCCGCGGCCAGACGCCGCCUAUCUUCUCUUCAAUGUAAUCAUGUGCUCAAGCCGCUAGCUUCAAUCAGUGUUUUUGCGUCUGCA
Messenger RNA from Triticum aestivum (bread wheat), 2473 nucleotides. RefSeq lists its product as uncharacterized. The record is from RefSeq and is a predicted model, not a curated record. Bases 74 to 1522 code for a protein of 482 amino acids. The transcript has a single exon. NCBI's taxonomy places the organism in Eukaryota, Viridiplantae, Streptophyta, Magnoliopsida, Poales, Poaceae.